GUUCUGAUGUCUUCCGACAAGUACUUCAAUCUAUUUGUCCCUCGAUCUAUGGUCACGAGCUCGUUAAAGACCACAACAUCCAGCAUUUUGGCUUUGGUUUUAUUCGUCCAUGGAAGCUACAUCGGUGACAAUACCCAGAUUCAACGGCGAUAACCCUAAGGCAUGGAUAUUCCAGGUAGAACAGUAUUUCACCCGCUAUAAUAUUUUUUCUGAUCAUAAGUUGUCGUUGGCUUCUUUAUAUUUGGAUGGCGAGGCUUUGGAUUGGUAUUGUUGGUUAUAUCGAAACAAACAACUUGCGGAUUGGGACCAUUUUGUGGCCAAAUUGUUUAUUCGUUUUCGGAAUCGGGAUGCACCUAAGGGGCAUUCAGCCUUUCUCCGACAACUUACAACAGUAGACUAUUAUCCGACACGAGGUGCGGCUAUUCCGCCAUGGUGCACUAUGGCCAAUUCGCUUUUGCCCCAAUCUUGUAAUGCACAAUCAGACUACAACAACUUCAACCUUGCCCACAAGGUGUUUGGUGAAAAGUCGGAUACAAAUACUGAUAUUGUUGUAGAUGUUGAGACAAUGCUACCAACGCCAGAUGCUGUGAAACCAGAGGGUUGUGACGAGAAUGCAUCAAUACUAAUUGAAAAUGAUAGUGCUGGAAUUUUGGCAACUCAAGCGAAAGAGGAGAUCUGUCACUCGGUUUUAGAUGCAAACACAGAGAAUGCCGACUUCCCUUUGCCACAAUACUUUGUUGAGCCAUCUGUAUACAACAACAAUGAGGCGCAGAAGGUGUUCGUGGAAUUAUUUGAUUGGUCUAAAGACACUACUCUGGACACCAUUGAGGCACAGUUUCCUACUGAUCCCGAGUGUCAUGUCGCUCUAAGUGAUGAGGCAAAUGACUGUGCUAAUGCUGUUGAAAAUAAAGACAAAAAUGACGAAGAGAAAAUUGUUACUAUUGGAAAAGAAAUACUGCAAUUUGUUCCUGCAAUUAUAGUGCAACCUUUAUCAUGGAUUGGUUCUACAUUUUCUUGUUCUGGUGACCUUGUCAUGUUUAAUACUCAACAUGGACUUGAGCUAGCCCAAUGCUUGAAGGAGAUGUCUUGUAUAUUUUUAAAUUGUAAUUGCGACCAACUUAUAAAAAGAGGUAUAUUUAAUCACUUCAGUGGACUUAGUUAUGCUGCGCCGAUCUUAACUUUGCGUCUAUUUCCACCUGACCGUUUGGGGUUAGAUUUCCCAUUUGACCCUGGCUCUAGUUUGCUUACUAUGUUCCUUAGAGUUACAAGAAUUUGUGUAUUCUGUGCUGCUGUGGGCGUCUUGGAACUUGAUAAGUUCAUGGCAUCAACCUUGUGGGAUUCUUGCAAUUGGGUUGAUACUGAACAUGAGCGAAAUCUUCAUGGUUCCUUGUUAUCUAAAUUGGGAGAGCUCGCUGUGGAGGACAAAAUACAUGGGGUGCUCGAGGCAUUUGCUGGGCGAUAUUUUGAGCCGCCGCCAAAUAUUCUAGUCAACAGAGCACUCGGUAGUGAGGUUACCCUUAUUGCAGCUCUAGAUCAACUUAUUCCAGGAUUUGCUCUUGAGAUUAGUAAGUUAUCUCAACAGGUUCUGAUACAUCCUAAGAAAAUUGAGCUAGGAGAUGAACUUCAUGGUCUUGAGAAAGAAACAUACAAAGCUAGCAAAGCUCGACGUGUUGAAGUGACAAAAUACCUUGUUUAUUUGAGGGACAAACUGCAGUAUGUGAUUAUGCGGUAUAAGAUAAAGAAGGAAAGAAUUGCUGAGAUUCGCAGGCUCAAUCAAAAGCGCGACCAACUCAAAUAUGCUUUUCAAGAAACUAAAAGGGGAUAUGAUAUUGUUAGAGCAACAGACAUUAAAUAUGAGGCUAGUCAACAAAUGCGCGCUGCAAUAGCAAAGCGUGAGAUUAGUUCAAAUGAGAAUUCAAUGUUAAUCGAGACCCUUAGAGAGCAUGGACUUGCUAUACCUUUGGUUGAGCAGCUGUCAGAUGAUGGCAAGAUGAUUUUCAGCAAAGGCGUGGAUUGCUGGUUGUAUUAUAUAUCCAAUGCUUGCAAACCUCCCUUUGACCUUAGUUGUGCUCUUGAUGGCUUUAUUGGCAUCCAAUUGUCUUCGGCUUUUAUCUACCUAGCACCCUGUCAUGUGAAUACAACAUUUGAUAGACCAGGAAUAGACUCUACUGUGUACAGGAAGGAUUUUAUUUGGUAAUCAUUUUCUAUGACACAAAUCAACUUAACUACCAUUGUUCUUUCAAAAGAGUGUCCUUUCUCGAACCUUGAGGACAAGGUUCUUAUUGAGGACGGGAGUAUUGUUAUGAACCAAGAUAUUGGGCCAAGAAGAACUAUUGGGCCGAGAAGAAGCCACAGGGCCAGAAGGCCUUCGAAAAGGUUAAUUUGGGAUCCGGGUCCAAGAAGUGCAAUCACGAAUCGAUUAAAAGGGACUAGGCGUCAGCAUGGAGGGAUUAGGCUGAAUUUUGUAGAAACUUCCCCUCUCUAGUCUCUCUCUCCCUUGACUAUUUCUCUCUGUGGCUCUGUCUUCCCAUCCCCUUUCUUUCUGUUACUAUCCUUAAUUAUUGCUACUUUUCAGUGUAGUUUCCUUUGUUAUCAGUAUCAAUAUACCAAUCUAUUAUUUCUGUAUUUGGUUGCGGAUAUUGGAUCCAUAACAUGCUGUUUGCUGGGGAGUAAAUUUAUCUCCAGCUAAAAUGGAAUAGAAUUCAGGGCAUCAAGGACAAGUUAUCGGGAUACAGUGGACUGAGAAUAUCUUCAAACAUGAAUUUUCUCUUUGAUCUGCUCAUAACUGUGUUUGCUGUUGAAAAGUAUAUCAAGCAGUUAUAGACCAAAAAAAAAGCCCAGUGAAUACCCACAAGUAGGGCCUGGGGAGGAUAGUCUUUACGCAGUCCUUUCCUCUACCCUGGGAGGGCAGAAAAGCUAUUUCCGAUAGACACGGCUAAAGACAAGAUGAAAAGAAGCAGUGGCAACAAGUAAUAAUAACAACUAGAUAUUAAGAAAAUCGAAGCGAAAGAUAGCAAUCAAAUAGUAGUUAGUAAUAGCAAUCUAAGAAUAAAAGUGUAAAAAUCAUUUACAUCCCCCAAGUUUACUCUAAAAAUCAAACUCAUCCUCCAACUUUAAACAAUUGUCAUUUUCAUCCUUUUAUCCUACGCAAUGUCUAUUGUACCCUUUGACAUUUUCAACUCCCCAUAUACGUAAUACCUUUUUUAUAUUAUCUAGA
Molecule: messenger RNA, 3217 nt
Organism: Nicotiana tabacum (common tobacco)
Lineage: Eukaryota; Viridiplantae; Streptophyta; Magnoliopsida; Solanales; Solanaceae
Product: putative DNA helicase MCM8
Cellular component (GO): nucleus; MCM complex
Molecular function (GO): single-stranded DNA binding; single-stranded DNA helicase activity; ATP binding
Source: RefSeq, a predicted model, not a curated record